Aspergillus thermomutatus is the source of this 669-nucleotide messenger RNA. Its product is annotated as uracil phosphoribosyltransferase. Bases 1 to 669 code for a protein of 222 amino acids. Lineage: Eukaryota; Fungi; Ascomycota; Eurotiomycetes; Eurotiales; Aspergillaceae. The record is from RefSeq and is a predicted model, not a curated record. The transcript has 5 exons.
AUGGAAGCAGUAAACGGCUUCAAACAAGACCAAGUCAUCCUCCUCCCCCAGAAUCGCCAACUCCUCACCUUGAUGACCAUCAUCCGAGACGUCAACACCACAGGAACGCUCUUCACCUCGACAGUCGAGAAAGUAGCCCGUCAGCUCGUCACACUCGCGGUGGACUCUGUCCCCACGGAAAAACACACAGUCCAAACCCCAGUCGGAGAGAGCUACUCCGGAUGGCGCCCAGCACAAGAAGUCUGCGGCGUGAGUAUCCUGCGUGCUGGCGCGAGCAUGGAACAAGCUCUCCGCGAUACAUGGGUUGGCCCGCUGAGUUUCGGUAAUAUUCUCAUCCAACGAGACGAGGAGACGUCCCUUCCGCAGUUCUUGUACUGCAAGCUUCCAUCGCAGAUUUCGAGAUGCCGUGUUUUGCUCCUGGAGCCGAUGCUCGCGACUGGAGGCUCGCUCAUUAAAGCUAUUGAGAUUCUGAUUGAACGGGGCGUUCCGGAGCAGGAGAUUGUGCUGGUGAACGUUGUUGCCUCGAAGCAGGGACUUGAGCGGGUGAUGGGGCGAUUUCCCUUGCUCAGAAUUGUGACCGCCGCCGUGGAUGAAAACUUGACGUCUAAGAAUUAUAUCAGUCCUGGGUUAGGGGAUUUUGGUGAUCGGUUUUACGGUACCGUGGCCUAG